Heterostelium album PN500 is the source of this 390-nucleotide messenger RNA. RefSeq lists its product as uncharacterized. The record is from RefSeq and is a predicted model, not a curated record. Bases 1 to 390 code for a protein of 129 amino acids. The transcript is spliced from 3 exons. Lineage: Eukaryota; Evosea; Eumycetozoa; Acytosteliales; Acytosteliaceae.
AUGAUUUUAGAUGGUGUGAAAGUGAAUAAUAAUAAUAAUAACAAUAGUAAUAGUAGUAUAUAUACAUAUUCAAGCAAACUAAAUAUGUCAGAACAAGAUGAUCUUCAAUUUGAACGAUUAUGUAGACAGAAAGAAUUGUUGGUUCUAGAUAGUGCCAUUCAACAGCUGACCGAUGAACUUGAUGAUGAAAUAGUUAAAAAUCUAAAGAAGAAGGUCAGAGAGUUGGAUAACGACGCAUGGAUAUUCGAAAAGAAACAACAUCAAACAUUCACACACUAUCAAAACAAUAACAACAACAACACUCAUAGUAACAGUAAUAAUAAUAACAAUGGUAAUCGUCAGUUAUAUAUAGAUCAAAGAUUGAAUCAAAAUAACAUUAGAAGAUAUUGA